UGAAGGAGAUGAAGUGUGAGGAAGAGAAGAGCCAUGUCCAAUCUCUCACGAAUGGAAAAACAGACUACUCUUCACCGUCGAGAUUCUCUUCUAUUUUGGCCUCGAUUGACCGUGAUUAUCUUCUCUCUCCAACUGGGACUCAGGAUAGAUUUGGUGUAAGAUGGUGGUGGAUCAGACGGAGCAUGCACACACUUUCGGCCUAACGCACUCAUUCCGAUUUCCAGAAAACAUUCUGCUAAAUCUCUUCUUUUUCACUGCUCUUGGAUGCACUGCCAUUAAUUAUUUCUUCUUCACUGAACAGAUCUUAUUUUCCUUUCAUUUAUUACGGAAUAUUUUUUUUUGUUCUUCGUUUUUGUGUAAAAUGAAUUUUGUAUGAUCUGGAGUCUUUCUUUCUUUCUUUUUUCAAGAGCAAACAUCGAACUUUCUAGAAAGAUGAUAAUUUGUUUUUAUUCAAUAUUUAUUUACGUGUCGUCUCCUGUAUUUGAAUUUCAAAAUAUAUGCGAUAAAAUUUUUAUUUUCCAAUUUGUUAAUAAUUAAAUGAUUUAAAAGGUUAUAGUAAAAUUUUGUUCAACUCAGUCAUUACAUAAAGGAAUUUUACUUCUGUUUAUACUGUAAACUUCAUGGUUAUAAAGUAGGAAAAAGAUGGUAGAUUAGCCAGAGAAAUUAAGGUCCGUGAGCAAAUAAUACGCUUUUAGAAGAAGAGCAGCUUCUUUUUGGCCAUAAAAAAAUGGUUUUUUUUUUUUCUUCUUUCUUCGGUGCUUAACUCGUGAUAUUGGUUCAAAAAUUAAUCUUUGUUGUUUAUACCUGAUAAUGAUAUGGGCCAUUGCAUCUGGAUGUCUGAACAUGAAGUCCGUAACCGUAGCUUUCUUAAUGCAAGUAUGGGCGCUUCUUUUCUACAUGCAUGUAAAAAUUAUUAUUAAAUUUCAACAUACAUGUAUAUGAUUGGUACGUGUAUGCUCACAUGAAGAAACCGCCGACAUGUGAAAUCUUCCACUGUGCAUUUAUGUUCUUGGUUACAGCUAAUAACAUUAGUUGGUUUCUUUUCUACCAAAGAAAAAGAUUAGUUGAUUUCUUUGAAUGUAAUAAUUAGAUUGAUGCAUUUCUUUCAAGUUCAUAAUUAGUUCAUCUCCGAAACUUCAGUAUCUCAGGCCACUAACCAAGGAAAAUAAAUGUGCCCGUUGUUUUUUCUUUCCUCUUUCUUCUUGAUAUGAAGAUCAUAUAUAGUCAUUUUAUGGUAUAACUCCUGAAAACUCAAAGUAAGAUUCAUCCAUUAGUAAUUUAUAUGUUGACUUGGUGAAGGAUAUAUAUAGUGAUGGAAGUAGUCUGCAGAAGAGAAAUUAAAAUCAAAUUAGCAAUCUCGGUGUACUAUUUUGUCGGUGAUCAUAAGUGUUUCAGGAAACACGUGAUUUAAUAGAUUUUAUAAAUACAUAUGAUUCAUGGAAUUUAAAUUUAACAGCACAAAAUAAUUAUAUGAGAAACAGAAAAAAGAGAAGGGUAGGUUCCGUAUUGGAUUCUCUUACCUUUAUGGGUCUGCUUUUGGGCAGUGAUACAGUGGAUAGUUGACGCGGCCUACACAUUCCAAAAUUUAGCCGUCCUGGUGGAUACAUAGCUUCCUACUCCUGCAUAGUUGCUUGUAUCUAUGCAAUCAAGCUUAGGACACGUGUCAUCUCUUGUUCAUUUCGUCUCCUUUGCCUCACUUUAACGCUAUGAAGAAGAAUACGUGGCCCAUAGUCCAUACCUGCACAUGUGAAAAUCUGGUGGCACGUCGGUUUCAGUUCUAGCUAUGCACGAACCUUUCUUUUUUUUGUUUUUUUCCUGUUUGGUUUCUUUUUUUUUUUUUUUUUUUUUUGUGGUAUGGGUUCUGAAUUCUGGCUUGUUUUGAUUUCCUAGUGGUCAUCACCCCGUAGUGCUAGUUAACGUGCAUCUAUCACUACUAUCGUUAUCAUUCAUCCCAGUACUCGUAUCUCACCAAUUAAAAAUGGUGAAAAUUUCUGAUCUUGACGGCAAAGUUAUAGGCCUUUACUUUUCAGCCAACUGGUAUCCACCAUGUCGGAAUUUCACUGAAGUGCUGGUUGGUGUGUAUGAGCAGCUGAAGAGUAGUGGGUCUAAUUUCGAGAUUGUGUUCGUGUCAUCAGAUGAAGACUUGAAUGCCUUCAACAACUAUCACGCCAGCAUGUCAUGGCUUGCAAUUCCGUUCUCCGAUGUGGAGACAAAGAAGGCUUUGAAUCGGAAAUUCGAUAUUGAAGGUAUUCCAAGCUUGGUUGUUUUGCAACCUAAUGAUAUUAAGGAUGAAGCAACAUUGAGCGAUGGGGUUGAACUCAUUUACCGGUAUGGAGUCCAAGUCUUCCCAUUUACUAAAGAAAAGUUGGAGGCAUUGCAAAGUGAAGAGAGGGAGAAGCAUGAGACCCAAACCUUAACCAUUUUACUAACAAACCAUGAUAGAGAUUAUCUUUUGGGUCAUUCCACACCUAAACAGGUGCCCGUUGCUUCCUUGGUGGGUAAAACAAUUGGACUCUACUUCUCCGCCCAGUGGGGUGUUCCAUGUGUGAAGUUCACUCCCAAGCUUGUGUCUGUCUACCAGAAGAUUAAGCAAACGAUGAUAGAAAAUGCAGACGAAGACUUUGAGAUAGUUUUCGUGUCAAUGGAUCGCGAGCAAGCAGAAUUUCAGUCCUAUAUUAGUGUCAUGCCUUGGCUAGCAUUGCCAUUUGGAGACCCGAGCAUCAAAGACCUCGCUAAGCAUUUUGAUGUAAAAUGUAUCCCUUGCUUGAUCAUUUUAGGCCCUGAUGGCAAAACUGUCACCAAACAAGGGAGAAACCUUAUAAAUCUGUACCAAGAAAAGGCAUACCCUUUUACUAAGGCCAAAGUGGAAUUGCUCGAGAAGCAAAUGGAGGAAGAAGCAAAGAACCUACCAGUGUCGGUUCAGCAUGAAGGACACCGGCAUGAGCUGGGUUUGGUGUCUGAGGGAACAGGAGGUGGUCCCUUCAUAUGCUGCAAUUGCGAUGAGCAAGGUUCGGGUUGGGCUUACCAAUGUCUGGAAUGUGGGUAUGAGGUGCACCCCAAGUGCGUGAGAUCUGUGAGCGGUGGCUCCUUGGUUGGAAGGUGACCGAACCUCCAUGGUUUGCUAAUGUUGCUAAUUAAUUCAGAUUCCGUUUCCAUAUUGUAAUGUGUUUAUUCCGCAAGAAAGGUGUUGGUUGUUGUUUUCAUCUGUUCACUUAACGGAUGGGAAAUUCAAAAUUUCCCUGUUGGGACAUGUUAUGUGCUUCAAAUUUCUCCUGUGUAACAAAGAUAUAAGAACAGAAUUUACCUGAUUGCAAGCGAGAAAAUUAGGCAACUGCUGGAAUCCCGUGCUGUGGGUUUCUUCUUCAGGCGCCAAUAAGUAGGUUUUGGAGAUCGAUUAGCACCAUCCAUCACUCGGCAGAACAUACACAUUGAACCUGAUUAAAGGAAAUCCAUUUGGGUCCCAAUUUGGCUGCUUAAGCCCGGUCUCUGUAUGGCCGAAAAUCCCGAUCAACAACUAUGAUAUUGCUUUGCGCGUGUGAUAUUCCAAUAGAAACAAUGUUCAGUCUUUGAUCCUGUUACAAGUAUGAAGUAGGAGUUGAAAAUUAGAUUGUA
Molecule: messenger RNA, 3612 nt
Organism: Carica papaya (papaya)
Lineage: Eukaryota; Viridiplantae; Streptophyta; Magnoliopsida; Brassicales; Caricaceae
Product: putative nucleoredoxin 2
Source: RefSeq, a predicted model, not a curated record